This is a messenger RNA of Drosophila biarmipes, 5994 nucleotides long. RefSeq lists its product as uncharacterized. Gene Ontology annotation, molecular function: cysteine-type deubiquitinase activity. The transcript has 6 exons. Gene Ontology annotation, biological process: protein deubiquitination. Lineage: Eukaryota; Metazoa; Arthropoda; Insecta; Diptera; Drosophilidae. Bases 630 to 5987 code for a protein of 1785 amino acids. The record is from RefSeq and is a predicted model, not a curated record.
CAGACGUUUUUCACUCUCGAAAGCGAACGGACGUGUCGGUCUGCGGCGGUUUGUUUUCGAUUCUUCGGCGACUUUGACUUUGUUUGCCUUUGCCAGUGUCUUUGCGCCUGGCUUUGCGUUUGCGCCGUUGCCACACAAUUGCCUUUUGUUGACGUGCGCGUGUGUCUUGGCCAGUGCGUUUGCCUUGCUGGGCCCAAAUCACUUGUUGCUUGGCCAAAAACGAAAGAUAUAAAAACAUCAAUAGUGCCAACCUGCUUGCUGGCGGAGAAAAACAAAUAGCGACCGAGCUGGGUUUGUUUGUGUUUUGGUUAUUUCUUGAGGUUUUCGAGUUUUUUGAGUUUUUGUUCAAGUGAAAGCGUGUGAAAAGUGGCCAGCUCCCGGGGCCAAAGCCCUCUCGCACUCUCCUCCGGGCUCUCGCUCUCUCUCUCUCUCUCUCUUCUGGCAAGGGAGUGAUAGCCUCGACAAACUCAAGAGCCCGCCAUAUCCAUAUCCUGCCUUGCGGCCAGCCAAAGCUUCCGGUCAACAUGCAACCGCAACUGUUGCAGCGCCCCAGCCUCCGUCCUUCAGCGUCAUUGGCCCCAUCACCAGCGUUUUAGCCACAGGUGCUGUGAGAACAGCUACGAUUUUGGAUGUCAGCCAGAAGUGGACGCAGAAUGACCACUCCGGGCACCCUGUAUCGGCUGGCCAGUGGCGCAGCUGCCACCCCUGCCACGCCCACAGCCGGCCUAUACGCCCAGCCGCCCAAGCCCUAUGCCGUGGGUUCGAUCCAGAGCGGAUCGGAGAGGAAUCGCAUCUUGGAACUGCUGAGGGCGCCGAAUAGCCUGACCUCGCCCACCCUGGAACCCUCCUCCAAGGGACUGCUCAACGGACCCGGGCAGAACAACUGCUUCCUCAACUGCGCCGUACAGGUCUUGUGGCACUUGGACGCCUUUCGACGCUCGUUUCGCGGCCUAAAUCAGCACGUUUGCGGCGGCCAAGACUGCAUCUUCUGCGCUCUAAAGGAACUCUUCCAGCAGCUGCAGACCAGCUCGGAGCCUGCCUUGUGCCCGGAGCCACUGCGUCGGGCCUUGGCCAGUGGUCCCCUGGCGGGACGGAGAUUCCCCCUCGGAUGCCUGGGGGAUGCCGCCGAGUGCUUCGAACUGCUGCUGCACCGCGUCCACUCGCACAUUUCGCCGGACGACGGCGACUCCUGCGAGUCCUCCGCCUGCAUCGCCCACCGGAGGUUCGCCAUGCGCGUCAUCGAGCAGAGCGUCUGCAAGUGCGGAGCCAACUCCGAGCAGCUGCCCUUCACCCAGAUGGUGCACUACGUCUCGGCCUCGGCUUUGACCUCCCAGAAGAGUCUGGCCCUGCAGUCCCACCAGCAGCUGAGCUUCGGCCAGCUCCUGAGGGCCGCCGGCAACAUGGGCGACAUACGCGAUUGUCCGAACACCUGCGGCGCCAAGAUUGGCAUAUGCCGAGCCCUGCUCAACCGACCGGAUGUGGUGUCCAUCGGCAUCGUUUGGGACUCGGAGCGACCGGCGGCUGACCAGGUGCACGCCGUUCUGAAGGCCGUGGGCACCAGCCUGCGCCUGGGCGACGUCUUCCACCAGGUCAGCGAGCAGCGCUGGGCCCAGCAGACCCAGCACGAGCUGGUGGGGAUCGUCUCCUACUACGGCAAGCACUACACCACCUUCUUCUUCCACACCAAGCUCAAGGUGUGGGUGUACUUCGACGAUGCCAACGUGAAGGAGGUGGGUCCCAGCUGGGAGGGCGUGGUGGACAAGUGCAGUCGCGGAAGGUAUCAGCCGCUGCUGCUGCUCUACGCCGUACCCCAGCAGCCGGUGGCGGUGAAUGGUGGCCUGAACGGCAAUGGAGGUCUGGCGAACCACCUGGACGUGGCCAUGCCGGCGAGUGCUCCAACUGGUGGCGCCUCCGUGGUGCGCCGCGCCGUGACGCCCAGUCCCGAGAAGCCCAGUCUGGGCAGCACCAGGAGGGCCAUCACGCCCACGCCCCUGAGGACGCCCACCAAUGAUUACCAGAACCUGAGCGUGAUCCAGAAGAGCAUCUUCCCGGGCUACCUGAUGGCCACCGAUGAAACGGACGCCUACAUCAGUCGCAAAACAGUGGAGCAUGUGCUGAGUGCCCAGUACCAGAAUUUGAGUGUAAUCCAGGACAAAAUAGGAGGAGCAGCAGGAGCAGGAGCAGCAACUCCACCACCGAGUGCGGACAAGGAUGGGGGCUUCCUCAGCAGGAAGCCCAUUGAGGCGGUGCUGAGUGCCCAGCUGGCCAGGCGGCAGCACCUGCAGCUGCAGCGCAGCCACAGCGCGGAAUCCAGUUCCGGACACGCCUCCUCCAAUGGCAGCUCCCCGCCCAGCGAUGGACUCACCAUGCCGGAGCACCUGAACCAGCCGCGUCGGCGGGAUUCGGGCAACUGGUCGGGGGAUCGGAACAGCGCCAGCUCGGCCAGUUCCACCACGCUGGACAAUCCCUAUUUGUACAUGGUGGCCAAGAGGGGCGUGGCAGCGGUGCCCCAGAGUCCCACGCGUCAUGGCCUGCCCUAUGACCCGGGCUACGACUCCUUCUCGCUGAGCUCCACGGACUCGUAUCCGCCGAAGCAUGCCCUGAAUCCCCAGCUGGCCAAGAUACCCGAGGCGGCCAUGGGCACCAUGGUGCCGAAUGGUGGUGUUGGUCACAUCCACGGACAGUUGGCCCUUUCCGGGGACUGCGAGAAGCUGUGCCACGAGGCGGACCAGCUGCUGGAGAAGUCGCGUCUGGUGGAGGAGUCGCAUGAUCUGGAGACGGCCCUGGUGCUCUGCAAUGCGGCAGCUGGACGGGCACGGGCCGCCAUGGAUGCCCCGUACAGCAAUCCGCACACCAUGACCUUCGCGCGGAUGAAGCACAACACGUGCGUGAUGCGGGCCAGGAGCCUGCACCGCCGCAUUCUCGUCGAGAAGGGGGCGGAAACGGAGGGCAUGCCCGAGCUGAAGCACAUGCGCGAGGGCAGCACCAGCAGCGUGAAGCACGUGCGCCAGAACAGCAAGGAUCGCACGCUGGAGAAGGAGCAGCAGCUGCAGUUCCAGCAGCUGCAGCAGAUCCAGCAGAUACAGCACAUCCAGCAGCAGAUCCCGGCCAGCAUCGAGAUCUAUGCCACGCUGCCCAAGCGAAAGAGCCCGCUGAAGGCGCUGGCCUCCGCCUCCGCCUCCGCCGUCGCCGCCGCGGCCUGCGAUGACAAUGCCAUCGAGUACGAGCAGGAGAAGCAGGUGGCCGCCAGUCCGGGGAAGCCGGAGCGGGAGGGCCGCUCCCUGUUCGGGCGCAAGGACAAGGACAAGGAGAAGGAGAAGCGCAGUCGCAGCGAGGAUCGCAACAAGCUGACCCGCGAGUUCUCGCUCACCGAGACGCUGCUGGUCAAUGCCAAGGACACUCUGAAGAAGCACAAGGAGGACAAGGACGAGAAGAAGGAGAAGGACAAGAGCGGCAAGAAGCAGCACAAGAUCCGGCGGAAGCUGCUCAUGGGCGGGCUUAUCCGCCGCAAGAACCGCUCCAUGCCCGAUCUCACCGAGGCGGUGGACGAUGUGGCGGCCAACGCCGGCAUGAUGACCCAUCAUCCCCACUAUCCCGUCCAGGGUGGCGGGGGGACGACCACGGCGGCCGGCACCCUGCUGGGCAGCUCCGUGGACGACAGCGGCGUGGGCCUGGGCAAGCACGGCCACGGCAUGAGUGGCUACAUCUCCGAGGGACACUUCGAUUACCCGGGCUCCGGCUCGGGCUCCCACUCGGGUGCGGGCAGCAACCCCAACCCGAAUCUGGAGCGCAGCAAGCUGAUGCGCAAGAGCUUCCACGGCAGCGGCAGGCAGCUGACCAUGGUGCCCAAGGUGGCGCCACCGCCGCCCAUGAGGACCAGCUCCAGCCUGACCCCCCAGCAGCAGCAGCAACAGCAGCAGCAGUUCCACCACGAGGCCAACCUGUCCAACCUGUCGGCCAUGAGCUCGAACACCUCGAUCAGCGAGGACUCCUGCCAGACGAUCAUCACCACCUGUGCCCAGGUCCACUCGGAGCAGAGUCCGCUGAAGGAUCUGCAGAUGCUGGCCGGCCAGGAUGAGCUGCCCCUGCCGCCGCCCAUGGAACUGCCCCCCUAUCCCAGUCCGCCGCACUCCGCCUGCCAUUCGCGGCAGGCUAGCGAGGAUUUCCCGCCACCACCGCCGCCGGAACUGGAUCUGGAGCCGCUGAACCAGCAGCUGAGCCAACUGCAGGCCCUGGAGGCGGCCAGCAAGCAUCAGCGCCAGCAGCUGGACUCCCUGGAGGGCACCACCAGCAUUCUGGCCCAGCUGCAACAGCGCCAGCAUCUGCUCAAGAUGAGGAAGGAGCAGGCUGGACAGCCGGGCUCCACGGCAGAUGCCACCUGGCUGAAGGAGCUGCAGGCCAAGCAGGCCAACGAUCUGAGGGCCAUGCAGCGCAAGCUGGAGGCCUCGUCGCCGUCCAGUGUCCGGGACCUGGCCCACCGCUUCGAGCAGACCUCCAUCCGCUCCUAUGCCUCGCAGGAGCUGCUCUCCCAGCCCGGCCCAGGCCAGCCCACUGGGCAGCUGCGCACCCAGAUGAACGGUCUGCCCAGUGCCAAGUUGGAUGUGGAUGAGGUGGACUCGAUGCCGGCUCCGGCGAGGAGCAGCCUGCCCGCCGCCCACCAACUGCUGCCCAAGCCCAAGUACGAGAUGAGCCAAUCCCAGAUAGCCGAGGAGAUACGCGAGGUGGAGCUGCUGAACACCAUGGUGCAGCAGACGCUGAACCAGAACGGCGGCGCCAUUGCGCCGCCCAAGCGGGUGAAGAAGAAGAGUGUGUCCUUCUGCGACCAGGUGAUCCUGGUGGCCACCGCUGGCAACGAGGAGGACGACGACUUCAUACCCAAUCCCAUACUGGAGCGGGUGCUGCGGACGGCCCAGCAUCCCAACGAGAAGGUGACGGCCCAGAUGAUCCAGCAGCAGCAGCAGAACAUGCUGAGGUUGCAGACAGAGGCGCAGCCGCGACAGCAGAUGCAACAACAGCAGCAGCAGCAGCAGCAGCAGCAGCAGCAGCAGCAGCAACAGUUGCAGCAGCAAUUGCAGCAGCAGCAGCAGCAACCAUCGCCCAUGCUGGGCAGACCAGCAGCAGCCGCAGCAGACAUGCAGCGAUAUGUGCAGAGGAUGCAACAGCAGCAGCAGCAGCAACAACAGCAGCAGCAGCAACAUCAGGAGCUGCUACGCCAGCAGCAGCAACAUCGCACCAGCAUGAGCGGCAUAGCCAGCCAGCAGCACUUGCAGCAAAUGGACGCGCAGUACACCACCAUGCCGCGUCCCCUGCAUCAUCCGCAGCUGGGCAGCUACUCGGUGCACCUGCAGAAGCACCAGCAGCUGCAGCAGCAACAGCAACAGAUGCAGCAGCAGCAACAGCAGCAGCAGCAGCAGCAGGCUACCCAGCAACUUAGCCUGGGCUACUUCAGCAAUGGCAAUGUGGCGGCCACCGAGCAAGUGCCUCUGCCCUCGCCCUACCAGCGAGUGCCCCUGCCACAUGGCUACCAGCCAGCGGCGCCAGCAACAGCAGCAGGACCCUACUACCCCCUGCCCAAUGCCCAGCAGCUGCAGCAAUUGCAGCAACAGCAGCAGCAGCAGUUGAUGGCUAAGCCCGUCCAGAAGAAAGUGAGCUUCGAGCCGGGCACCAAGGGCGAGGCCGACUGCCUGCCGCCACCACCACCGCCGCCGCAGAAGAACGGCCUGCCCGAGGCGGGAUCGGGAUCAGGAGCACCGGGUGCCGGAGCCGGAGCCCCAGGAGCCCCAGGAGCCGGAGCGCCGGCGGCGGCGGGGGCCAACUCCUCGGCCGCCAUCACCGCCAUACCCACCCGCGUCUACAACAAUGCCAUCGUGAAGGCCUCGGCCAAGGCCGUCGAGUGCAACCUGUGCCGCAAGCGGCACGUGAUCGCGCCGGCGGUGUACUGCACCAACUGCGAGUACUACCUGCAGAUGCUGAACCAGCGCAGAUGAUGAUGAU